GGGCUGGACGUGGCGGCCCCUCCUCCUCCUCCUCGUCGUCCUCGUCCUCGUAGUCGGCCGGAGCGGAGCGGAACUGCGGGCCGCACCAGGUGAAGCGGGUCACAUAACUGCCGGCCGCUGAUGACUCAGCCGCCCCGCCGUCGGCCUUGAGCUCCGCGGCCUUGGUGGGCCUGCUGCGGGACAGUUUGGUGCGGACCACUGGCCGUGUCCCGAGGGGGCCGCGGAAACUGCUCGCCGUCGGUAGGGAGGGCGACUCUGCUGCUCUUGCGACUGCCUUGUUCCCUGCGGGACUUUCAGGUUGUCACGUCCUCAGCAAGGUUUGCACAUGAAAGUGUCCCUAGGUAACGGCGACAUGGGCGUCUCUGCCCACUUGCAGCCUUGCAAGGCGGGAACGACGCGGUUUUUUACCAGCAAUACUCACAGUUCUGUGGUAUUGCUGGGCUUUGAUCAGCUUAGAAUAGAAGGAUUGCUUUGUGACGUAACCCUGGUGCCAGGGGAUGGAGAUGAAAUCUUCCCUGUUCACAGAGCUAUGAUGGCGUCUGCUAGUGAUUAUUUCAAGGCCAUGUUCACAGGUGGCAUGAAAGAACAAGAUUUAAUGUGCAUUAAGCUUCAUGGAGUGAACAAGAUUGGCCUGAAGAAAAUCAUUGAUUUUAUUUAUACUGCAAAACUUUCUCUUAAUAUGGACAACCUUCAGGACACACUUGAAGCUGCCAGUUUUCUACAAAUUUUACCUGUUUUGGACUUCUGCAAAGUAUUUCUUAUAUCAGGAGUCUCUUUGGAUAAUUGUGUUGAGGUUGGGAGAAUUGCUAACACCUACAAUCUUAUAGAAGUGGAUAAAUAUGUCAAUAAUUUCAUUCUGAAGAACUUUCCUGCUCUGUUGAGUACUGGGGAAUUUCUAAAACUCCCCUUUGAACGGCUCGCCUUUGUGCUUUCCAGUAACAGUCUCAAGCACUGUACUGAACUUGAACUCUUCAAGGCAGCCUGUCGCUGGCUUAGGUUGGAAGACCCUCGGAUGGAUUAUGCUGCAAAAUUAAUGAAGAAUAUUCGAUUUCCAUUGAUGUCACCACAGGACCUCAUAAAUUAUGUGCAGACAGUAGAUUUCAUGAGAACAGACAAUACCUGUGUGAAUUUACUUUUGGAAGCUAGCAAUUACCAAAUGAUGCCAUAUAUGCAGCCAGUGAUGCAGUCAGACAGAACUGCCAUUCGAUCUGACUCUACUCACUUGGUUACAUUAGGAGGCGUUUUGAGGCAGCAGCUGGUUGUCAGUAAAGAAUUACGUAUGUAUGAUGAGAGGGCACAAGAGUGGAAAUCUUUAGCCCCCAUGGAUGCUCCUCGAUACCAACAUGGCAUUGCCGUUAUUGGAAAUUUUCUUUAUGUAGUUGGUGGCCAGAGCAAUUAUGACACAAAAGGAAAAACUGCUGUUGAUACAGUUUUCAGAUUUGACCCUCGGUAUAAUAAAUGGAUGCAAGUUGCAUCAUUAAAUGAAAAGCGUACAUUCUUCCACUUGAGUGCCCUCAAAGGACAUUUGUAUGCAGUUGGUGGGCGCAGUGCAGCUGGUGAGCUUGCCACAGUAGAAUGUUACAACCCAAGAAUGAAUGAAUGGAGCUAUGUUGCAAAAAUGAGUGAGCCCCACUAUGGUCAUGCUGGAACAGUAUAUGGGGGCUUAAUGUAUAUUUCUGGAGGGAUUACCCAUGACACUUUCCAAAAUGAACUCAUGUGUUUUGACCCUGAUACAGACAAAUGGACCCAGAAGGCUCCCAUGACUACAGUCAGAGGUCUGCAUUGCAUGUGCACAGUGGGAGACAAGCUGUAUGUCAUUGGCGGCAACCACUUCAGAGGAACAAGUGAUUAUGAUGAUGUUCUGAGCUGUGAAUACUAUUCGCCAACCCUUGACCAGUGGACACCAAUUGCCGCUAUGUUAAGGGGUCAAAGUGAUGUUGGAGUAGCUGUCUUUGAAAACAAAAUCUAUGUUGUUGGUGGGUAUUCUUGGAAUAACCGUUGCAUGGUAGAAAUUGUCCAGAAAUAUGACCCAGAAAAAGAUGAGUGGCAUAAAGUUUUUGAUCUUCCCGAGUCACUUGGUGGCAUUCGAGCUUGCACUCUCACAGUUUUUCCACCUGAGGAAAACCCUGGGUCACCUUCUAGAGAAUCACCUCUUUCGGCACCUUCAGAUCAUUCUUAGGUCCGAUAGGUGACUUUACAGUGUGUCAUGGAUGAGCUCAUACUCCUUUAUAAUUGUCUCUUUGGUGAUUGCCACAGUUAUUAGACAAAAGGUAACUUAGAUUAUUUGUCUUGCUUGUCUUAGUAUGUUUAUCAAAUGGUUAACAAGUGCAAUCUGAAAAUGUAUUCAAUGUACUCAGUUUUAACAAAUGAAAAAGAUGUAGAAAAUUAGAUGUCUUUUUGUGGUGUUACAUAUACAUAUAUGUUAAAUUGUAGGUGACGAUAGCAAGUGUAUAAUUAUGUCUUCAAAGUCAAAGGUUUAAUCUGACCAAAAGACAUCAAAGGGAGGCCACCUGCUCUAAUUUAACAUGAUAAAAGGUUGCCAAGUAUUAUCACCUACCUCCCUCUUUGCAUAGAGUUUUUGACAAUCUGUUAAACUAGGUUGUAUGAUUGCAUUCAGAAUAUAUGAAGUUUCUUGGGUAGACAAAAGAAAUACUGAAAGUAUCAUCUAGAAAAAAUAGUCCUCAGGAUUUGUUAUCUCUGGAGUGAAAAAGGAAGAAAAACUGUAUACACAAGACAAACAUACAUGCACACAGCAAAUGUUUAGACACACACAUAAACUUAAAAUUGAUUAGUACUUUAACUGUAGUGAAAUUGUUCUUAAAUUUACAUUUUUCCUCCCACAAAGGAGCUAUUUCUAUGUAAAUAAGAAUUCAAUACCAGAGAAUAAAUGUCCAGUAGUCUUAUAAAUGAUUUAGAUAGCUAACAAAUUGACAACAAAAUUUGAUAUUUGACUUGACUGAAUUGUUUCUUCAGAUGAAGCUUAGUUUUUCUGCAUGAAUGUUUUCUGUAGUUUUAUAAAGAUCGUUUAGAAAAAUUCAAGUUUUAGAGAUUUGCUUUUUUUGUUACAUUGUUGUUUCUGACUUUUUCUUGUAAAAUUUGGAAGACAGAAGCAGAGCAGUGUUCUGAACAAAUGUAUAGUGUUAAGUUCAGCCUCCCAGCUUAAUCAUUCUAACAUGAUUACUUUGUGAUUUGGGCUGAUUGUACUGGGGGUGCUGUACUUUAUAUACAUCGGGAGCUGGGUGAUCUGCCUCAAAGGACAUGAUCUGAGCAAGCAAGAGGUACUGUCUUCUGCAUCAAAUCAGAAUAGAAUACUGUUUCAGCAUUGACUCAAGUACAGGACCAACUUCAGAUUCCCUGUAACACUUUCUGGCAGUACUAAAGUCAUCUUCGGCUUCAAUAUUAAGGAGAUACCUAUUGAUUGAGAAUUGUAUGGGAGAAAUUUUGGUAGGAUUUUACCAACAAAUGGAAUACAGGAGUCCUGUAUAAUGAGUGAUUUAGAAUAGGUAUUUUCCAGGAAUAAUUGUCUACCUGAAGAAAAGUGUGUGUGUGCGUGCGUGCGUGCGUGUGUCUAGCCCUAUGUCUGUCUGGGAAAUUGUCAGAGUGUAGUUCAGCAACAACUUUAUCUUUAUUGAUUACUUCUUAACAUAACCCAAGAACCAAUGCAAAAGGAAUUGGCUUCCAGGGCUCUGAACUGUACUUACUGCCAACACAGGUGUAGAUUCAUUUUUCAUGUUCUUUAUGAUUUCUGCUUUGACAGAAAUUUUUAUACUUUCUAUUUUUUUAAUGAUUUAGUUUUUUAUUACUUAAAAUGGCAUAUUGAGUACUCUUAGAAGAUAAGUAGAAAUUUUGUGUAUGGAAUAAGCAAGAAAUGGCAUCCUGACCAUUUCUUUAUUAGUAAGAUUGAAUGUGUAUUUUUGAGUACCUGUGUUUCCUCUGUAUUCUAAUGUUCAUGUCCUUUGUCCUUGUGAUACCUAUUGGAAUUGUUUUGUUUUUCAUAUCAAGUUAUAGGAGCUCUUGACAUAAUAAAUAUGAUUUAACUGAUAAA
Messenger RNA from Jaculus jaculus (lesser Egyptian jerboa), 4045 nucleotides. It is a transcript of the gene Klhl9, whose product is annotated as kelch like family member 9. The record is from RefSeq and is a predicted model, not a curated record. NCBI's taxonomy places the organism in Eukaryota, Metazoa, Chordata, Mammalia, Rodentia, Dipodidae. Gene Ontology annotation, biological process: protein ubiquitination; regulation of cytokinesis. Gene Ontology annotation, cellular component: Cul3-RING ubiquitin ligase complex. Bases 326 to 2179 code for a protein of 617 amino acids. The transcript has a single exon. Gene Ontology annotation, molecular function: cullin family protein binding; ubiquitin-protein transferase activity.